GUUGCAGAAGGAGUAGAAAUAAAUUGAACACUCUUGACAACUACGGAAACAUUUCAAGAAUGGGACUCGGGGAGAAGAAACGAGUAGAUGCCGAAGACCAGGAACAUAGUGAGGGACAUGGAAAGAAAUACGGCAAGUCCCGUUCCCAUGAUCCAACCUUCAAUGGACCAAUCGAGAACCGUAGCUGUACGGAUGUCAUCUGUUGUCUUAUCUUCCUUGCCUUCCUCGGGGGUCAGGGUUACAUUGCCUACUUGGCCUUCACGACGGGUAACCCCAGCACCAUCAUCUACCCUACCGACUCUCAGGGUGACAUCUGCGGUGUUGCUGCAGGAAAGACUAACCUGACUAGCCUGUUCUUCUUCGACUAUCUGGCCUGCUUCUCCUCCUCUACGCUCAUCACCUUCCAGUGUGCCACCCCUCAGGUGUGCGUCGAAAACUGUCCCACUAAGACCUACUCCAUCUGGACCAAGUACAUUUUGGAAUUGGACUCAUCUAACCCCGUUGGGGUCGACUGGAGUCUCUUCAUCUGCCAAUACGAGGUGGACCCGGAGAAUGAGGUUACGAAAAACGGUCGUACCAUUCGGAAUCUUCUUAACGAGGAGCUGUGUGCAUCGUAUUACGUGCAAAGCAAACCCUUGUUCGGAAGAUGUUUGCCAGACUUUCUUAUGGAAGUGGAAAAUGUGACAGAGGCGCCAUCUGAGACACCGAACGGACGUAACAUCAGCGACACGAACUUAGAGGUCUUCGCCAAGUUCAUCAACUAUAUACAACAGUCAGAACAGAUUCAGAGUGUCGUCGACGAUUUCAAGUCAACCUGGCCAUACAUCGUAGGGGCUCUCUGCAUCGUCGUCCUCUUGUCGUUCUUCAUUCUCAUCCUCAUGCGAUGGUUGAUGGACGUGGUGGUGUUUGGAUCCAUCCUGUGUCUCUUCGCGUUGCUAGCAGUGGGUAUGUACUACUGCUAUGACACCUGGUUAUGCUACAGGGACGGAGAAGAGAAAUGUUAUUCCAUGCCCAUAGACGAUCCUUCCAAUCUCUUCAGCUAUCCCCAAUCAGAGAGCACGUGGCUAGCUUUCGCCAUUAUCUUGACCGUGAUUGCCGCCAUCCUGCUACUACUGUGCCUGGUCUUAUUCAACCGGUUCCGCCUCGCAGCCAAAUUGCUAGGUGAGGCAAGCAAUGCGGUGGGCAUGAUGUUAAGCACACUGGCAUGGCCUCUAUUACCGUUUGUCUUUCAGUUUGGCUACGUGGCGUUCUGGGCUUUUGUAGCCGUCUACUUGGCAUCUGCUGGUGAUGCUGUGUUCGAGGUGUCCAAUGCUCCAAGUGAUUCCCCAGUGACGAAUGGUACGACUUGUGAUCAAAUGACGUUCAACGCUUCACUGUACGCCCCCGCGAACUGUCAUUUCGUCAGCUAUGGCUUGCCGUCAUACACCAUCUACCUUCAGAUCUAUGGAGUAGUAGGAUUGUGGUGGAUGCUUAACUUCUUCAUAGCUUUAGGAGAGGUGACCUUAGCAGGAGCCUUUGCCUCGUACUACUGGGCUUUUACGAAGCCUCAAGAUAUUCCAAGUCUCCCGCUUGCCUAUUCUUUCUGGCGAGCCAUUCGUUAUCACCUGGGCUCUAUGGCUUUCGGCGCUCUCAUCAUCACCAUUGUCCAGCUCAUCCGAGCCCUCCUCGAACUGGUCGAAGAAAGGACCAAAGAUGCCAGUAACGUCGUGACUAAAUUCAUAUUCUGCUGUUGCAAAUGUGGAUUUUGGUGUCUGGAGAAGGUCCUGCGUUUCAUCAGUAAGAAUGCGUACAUCGAGAUUGCCGUCUACGGGCGCAAUUUCUGCUCUUCGGCUUCAAGCGCCUUCAAUCUCCUCAUGCGAAACAUCGUACGCGUGAGCGUUCUAAAUGGUGUGACCGGUUUUAUGCUCUUCCUCCUGAAAUCUUCUAUCGUUGUUGGCAUCACGGUCGGUGCGUUCUACUUCUUUCAGCUCCAGGUGACGUCCGGAGAAAACACGUUUUACGUCGUCCCGGACAUCAACAACGUCUGGGUGCCGAUUACCGCUAUUGCGUUCGUAUCCUUCUUCAUCACGACGGCAUUCUUCGGGGUUUACGACAUGGCCGUCGAUACCCUCUUUCUUUCUUUCCUCGAGGAUUUGGAGAGGAAUGAUGGAUCACCAGAGAAGCCUUACUACAUGUCUAAUGGUCUCAUGGACGUGGUUGGCGAGCAUAACAAGAAGCAAAAGAAACACAAGAACGACUGAACGUUUUACGGAUAAUUUUUAGUGACUAUUAAUAACAUAAUAUUGACAAUAUAUUAUGAGCUUUAUUUGGCUCAAGUGUAGUGUCAAAGGAAGUAUCUUGAUUUGAAAAUACCAGGAUGAUUGUGAAAUAAUGUAUAAUAUAAAAAUGUAAAUUUUCUAACGUGAAACAGAAAACAACAUCAACAAUCGAUGUUGUAGCUUUUCAUA
Strongylocentrotus purpuratus (purple sea urchin) is the source of this 2447-nucleotide messenger RNA. Its product is annotated as choline transporter-like protein 4. Gene Ontology annotation, biological process: transmembrane transport. NCBI's taxonomy places the organism in Eukaryota, Metazoa, Echinodermata, Echinoidea, Camarodonta, Strongylocentrotidae. Gene Ontology annotation, cellular component: membrane. The record is from RefSeq and is a predicted model, not a curated record. The coding region runs from base 60 to 2240 and encodes 726 amino acids. The transcript has 2 exons. Gene Ontology annotation, molecular function: transmembrane transporter activity.